Episyrphus balteatus (marmalade hoverfly) is the source of this 2595-nucleotide messenger RNA. RefSeq lists its product as uncharacterized. The record is from RefSeq and is a predicted model, not a curated record. Gene Ontology annotation, cellular component: ribonucleoprotein complex; nucleus; cytoplasm. The transcript has 4 exons. Bases 113 to 2176 code for a protein of 687 amino acids. Lineage: Eukaryota; Metazoa; Arthropoda; Insecta; Diptera; Syrphidae. Gene Ontology annotation, molecular function: ATP binding; RNA helicase activity; RNA binding.
UUUAUUAACUAUUUGAGAAAAGACGUGUCACUGCGUCUCUUACACAAAUUUAAACAUAAAAAUCAUUAAAAAUAUUAAAUAUUUAAAUUAAAUCUAAUUAUCUAUUCAUAAAAUGUACAACCGCUCUGGAGAUCGUUCAAAUGGAGGAGGUCGCGGAGGUUUCCGCGAUAAUCGUGGAGGUGGAGGCCCAAUGAGGGGAAGUGGACCACCCCACCAUAGAGGAACACCUUACAAUAGGGGCCCACCAACUGAUCGUCGCAAUGAAUCGAAGCCGGGUGAUCGUUUGCGCCGCAUCCACUGGUCUGAUGUAACAUUAACUCCAUUUGAAAAGAAUUUCUACAAGCCAUGUGAUUCGGUUAUGAAUCGUCCACAAGGCGAUGUUGAUUUGUUCCUUAGUAACAAUGAAAUCACCCUAAAGGGAAAAAGCAUCCCAACACCAAGUUUUGAAUUCCAAGAGGGUGGAUUCCCCGAGUACGUGCUUUCUGAGAUAAAAAAGCAGGGCUUUAAUAAGCCAACUGCUAUCCAGGCUCAAGGUUGGCCAAUCGCUCUUAGUGGUCGAGACAUGGUGGGUAUAGCUCAAACCGGAUCGGGUAAAACUCUAGCCUAUGUACUCCCGGCUGUUGUCCAUAUAAACAACCAGCCGAGAUUGCAGCAUGGCGAAGGUCCGAUAGCUUUGAUACUUGCACCCACUCGUGAGCUAGCCCAACAAAUUCAGCAAGUGGCAAACGAUUUCGGCUCCCAAACCCGCGUACGUAAUACGUGUAUUUUUGGUGGCGCUCCUAAGCAUUCGCAGGCACGAGAUCUUGAGCGGGGAGUCGAAAUCGUUAUCGCUACUCCUGGAAGAUUGAUCGAUUUUCUUGAGCGGGGCGUGACCAACCUUCAACGUUGCACGUACUUGGUGUUGGACGAGGCCGAUCGCAUGCUUGACAUGGGAUUCGAGCCCCAAAUUCGUAAAAUAAUGGAACAAAUUAGACCAGAUCGGCAAGUACUUAUGUGGUCUGCAACAUGGCCAAAAGAAGUCAAAAUGUUGGCCGAAGAAUUUCUCGACAAUUAUAUCCAAAUCAAUAUUGGUUCGCUUACUCUAUCGGCCAAUCAUAAUAUUUUGCAAAUUGUCGAUGUUUGUGAGGAACAAGAAAAAGAUACAAAACUCAUUAAAUUGCUAACUGAAAUAUCGUCUGAGAAUGAAACUAAGACUAUAAUUUUUGUUGAAACAAAGAAACGUGUUGACGAAAUCACACGAACAAUUUCACGCCAAGGCUGGCGCGCAUGUGCCAUUCAUGGUGACAAGUCUCAACAAGAACGUGAUUAUGUUCUAGCUUCAUUCCGUAAUGGCAGACAGUCUAUUUUAGUUGCAACGGAUGUUGCAGCUCGUGGACUAGAUGUCGAAGAUGUCAAGUUUGUAAUCAAUUAUGAUUACCCUUCGAACUCGGAGGAUUACGUCCAUCGUAUUGGGCGUACAGGUCGAUCCAAUAACACGGGAACGGCAUACACCUUGUUCACCAACUCAAAUUCAAACAAGGCCAAUGAUUUGAUACAAGUUCUUCGUGAAGCAAAUCAGGUCAUAAAUCCUCGUUUGAUGGAAAUGGCACAGUAUGGCUCUGGGUCCAACAAACGUGGUCGUGGAGGUUAUCAAGGUCGCAACCAAUCACAUUCAGGCGGUAUGUCUUAUGGUGGCGGACGUGGAGGUCGUGACGGAGGCCGUGGAGCCUACAUGAAUGGCGGGGGACAUCAGCAAAGAAGUGACGAUCGCAGUGGUGGUGGUUAUCGUGGAGGAUAUCCAAGCCAACAACAUGUUCAACGCGAUUAUAACAAACCACCAUCACAUGAGCCACCAAUGGAAUCGCGUAGCGGUAUGUCUAGCAGUGGUGUGCACAGGUCUAAUGGUCAUGUUUCACGUUUUUCAACAGCACCUCCGGCAGCUUCAGAAGGUGGAAAUAGUGGAUCGAGAUUCAGUGUACGGCCUCCAAUUUUGCCACAGCCAUCAGGUGGUGCACCACCAUCCCAUUAUCCACCACCAAGCUCAAAUUAUAAUAUUCCACCAGCUCAAAAUUAUUCGCGUCCAGCUCCCCAACAAGCCCCUGCACAACAUCAAUAUGCCGUUCCCUCACACUAUGCAUCGGGCGGACCCCCUGGAAUGUUUGCAUACCCUCCACCUCCAUUACCAGUUCAAAAUUAAGAUUGUUUAGUUUUUAAAUGUCAUUAAAUAUUUUUUUUUUUCGUUUUUAAUUUAAAAAAAAUUACGUUAUAACGAUAAACGUAUAAAAAGAAGAAUUCAUCAAAGCAUAAGUUAGUAACAAAACAAAAAAAACCUUGAUGUGAUCAUUUAUUAAAAAAAAAAAAAAGAAACAAAAAAAAAACUAUUUUCAAAAAGGGAAGGUACAAGUUUAUGUAGAAGUUUAGUAGAUUAAAAAAAAGACACUCAUAUAAAAUCAAUCGUCGUUUAUUCUUUAGUUCUCUCAUUUAUAUUUUAACAAUACACUCAAUUAACAAACAAACUCCAUCUAACGUAAAGAAGUAAAUUAUAACUUAUGUAGUAUUGUUUCUCAUACACGUAUGUAAGAUUUCCUAGAAAUAAAAUACAAAGAAACUAAUUUA